GUCCAAUCAAAUAGCUUUGAGUUUCUAGUUACUUGAGGAACUGUUGCUAUGGACCUCACACUUAAACAAAGUUUUCGCCCUGGAUGCUUCACAGAGGAAACAAAGCAUUAUUAGGGAGUUUAUCAUCUUCAGAGAUGUAACAACUGAUGUUGAAUAUUGUUAACUGUGUUUUAGGAAGAAAGUGCAUGUGAAAUGCAGGUCCAGUCGGUGCCUCUCGGCUCUGUCACCAUCGGACCGCAGUCUUGGCGCAAUGGGACGGUCCGCUCGAUCCGGCGGGCGGAGCGCCUGGUACGGCAGACUCGGGCCAGACGAUCCGGGACUUGCAGCCGGCCUCAGAGCUGCAGCGCCGCUGCCGGUUUCGCCCCAAAGCGCCAAGACGGCACAGCGGAAACAACCGAAGAUAAGAUCACAGAGGAGGAAUGCGGUGAGAGUCGUGACUUCAUCUGCAAAAACAAGAUGUCGAGGCCCCAAACAGCAGGAGCGCUGUUCCAGAGUGGCUCCCAGAGAACAUCUGUGGCCCCGUUCCCAUCUACCAGCUUGCGUGAGCGGUGUGCCGGGGAAAGCAUUGCCGUGGCCGGUGAGUACAUGCGGAGGGUGCGGGAAGUGGAGGGCCAGCUGCGCAGGCAGGCCGGCAGGGUGACCCAGGAGGGUAUCAAGCUGGAGAGGGAGAGGGGUUACCUGGAGAGGAUGCUUCACAGCCUCAGGACUUACCUGACUGUCAACAGGAGGAGCUCGGAGGGGAGGGCGAGGAGGCCGGCCAUUUCUGAGACAGAGAGAGAUGGAGCUGAUUACUUGUUGUUGUGUGAGAAAAGAGAGCUGGCCGAGUUGAAACAGGAUCUGGAGGGAACACUGAGGAACACACUAAUCCAGCUUCAGGCCCUGGGUCAAAGCAGCAGGCAGCUGCUGGACUGUGCCGGUGAACGGGGUCGUGUCCUGGAGCUGCUGCCUCACAGCGGCUCGGCAGGAGCACCCAGCAGCGCUGCUCAGACAUUCAACAAAGCAGACCCCGUCAGCCCUUUUACACCAGAAUGUAAACAGGCUUUAGAGUCAUCCAGUUUGACAGUCAACCAGUCACAGCUACUGAGGGAAAACAUCAGACAGAUGUUAAACAAUGCCAUCACAAGGCAGAAAGAUAUUCACUGCACCGUCAAUGAUGGCCUGGUGAAGAAAAUUGCAGAGACAAUCAGUCUGCAGCAAAAUCUGACUUUGAUGUCUGCAGCCACCAGGCAGGCCAUGUUUCGCAAGCAGAGGGAAAUUAACUGUAUUCGUCACAGCCACGGCAGAGUGCAGGGUCCGGAGUACAGAGGUGACAUACUGUCCAGAGAGAAGCUCAACAGGCCUCUUGUGCAGAUUUACCACAGACACCCAGGGACACAGUUACCUGAGGCUGCUCAUCUCAUACAGGGCAGUGCAGUGCUGAGGCGAAGUCUAUUAUCCUCGGAGGGUGAGCUGGCGAGGCUUCAGCGCACCUGUCUGCAGCUGCUGGACGACCAGCAUGGCAAGAGAGAGGCAGCUCAGGUGGACGCAGCCGUCAUCCGCAUGAGGCGUCAGCAGGUCGACAAGCGAGCCAUGCCUUCUCUCGUCCUACAGGGGGCGUGCAGAAGCCAAAUCCCCCUGUCUUGUAAUCAGUAGGGCUGCAGCAAUAAUGCAGGUAGAGAGAGAUAACUGUGUGUUGUGAGAACUAGGGCCAUGUGCUAGAUUCACUAGUUCAAGAUUAGUUAAAUGG
This is a messenger RNA of Etheostoma cragini (Arkansas darter), 1726 nucleotides long. RefSeq names its product coiled-coil domain containing 105 (gene tektl1). Bases 193 to 1632 code for a protein of 479 amino acids. The transcript is spliced from 8 exons. NCBI's taxonomy places the organism in Eukaryota, Metazoa, Chordata, Actinopteri, Perciformes, Percidae. The record is from RefSeq and is a predicted model, not a curated record.